AUGAGCUCGAGUCUUCUGCUCCGUUGCUCUGGCGGUGCAGGCGCCGCGAGGAGACAUCGUUGGCGACCCCUAGUCUCGUGCUACUUUCGCUCGUUUCAUACUUCGCCAUCGGCCUGGAACUCGACAAGUCCUCGAGCCGAUGUGGACACUAAGAGCACUAUCAAGCAUACAGAGACUGAUGCUGGGAAGCCUUACUCUGAAUUGAGUGUUGGAGUGCCUGUCGAGACAUUCCCAAACGAGCGUCGCGUUGCGAUCACCCCUCAGAAUGUGAAGGUCCUGAUAAAGAAGGGCUUUUCUCAAAUUUUGGUAGAGAAGAACGCGGGUGCCCAAGCUCAGUUUCCGGAUGAGCAGUACAAGGCGGCUGGUGCUACGCUUGUGGAUAGAGAACAUCUGUACGGAGCCUCCGACAUUUUGCUGAAAGUGAGACCGCCGGCACUGGGUGAAGAAGCGGAGAAAGUGAAGGAGGGAAGCACAAUUAUUUCAUUCUUAUAUCCAAACCAGAACAAGGCGAUUGUAGAGGCUCUAGCUUCUCGGAAAGCCAAUGCCUUCGCGAUGGAGUUGAUACCCCGUAUAUCUCGUGCCCAAGUUUUCGACGCAUUGAGCUCAAUGGCUAAUAUCGCAGGCUACAAAGCAGUAUUAGAGGCGGCAAAUCACUUUGGACGAUUUCUUACUGGUCAAGUGACCGCGGCUGGGCGUAUGGGUGCUAUUGUGCGAGGAUUUGAUACUCGUGCUGCGGCUAAAGAACAGGUGCAGUCACUUGGAGCCGAAUUCCUAGAAGUGAACAUCCAGGAAUCUGGAGAAGGUGGCGGAGGAUACGCCAAGGUGAUGUCCAAGGAGUUUAUCGAGGCCGAAAUGGCACUCUUCUUAGAACAGUGCAAAGAUGUGGACAUCGCUCUUAUUCCCGGUCGUCCCGCUCCCAAGCUCAUAACUACGGAGAUGGUUGCGGCAAUGAAGCAAGGCUCCGUGAUUGUGGACUUGGCCGCAGAAACUGGAGGUAAUUGCUCGUUGACGCGGCCUGGAGAGCUAUACGUGCAUGAUGGCGUCACAAUCAUUGGUUACACUGACCUGCCUUCGCGGCUCCCAACACAGUCGUCUACACUCUAUUCGAACAACAUCACCAAAUUCUUGCUCUCAAUUGGUGACGACGGCACCUUUGGCAUCGAUCUACAGGACGAAGUUGUGCGUGGAUCGAUUGUCCUCCACCAAGGAACUCUCCUGCCGCCGGCUCCUCGUCCAGUACCUCCAGUGGUUUCUGCACCGUCCCCUGACAAGGCCGCUGAAGUCGCCGAGACCAAGGCUAUUACACCCUGGCAAAAGGCCACUAGGGAGAUUGCGACCAUCACUGCAGGCAUGGGCACGGCUAUUACCUUGGGCAAGCUAGCGGGACCCGCCUUUAUGAGCCAAUUCUUUACAUUUGGACUGGCUUCUUUAAUUGGUUACCGUGUCGUAUGGGGCGUGGCGCCAGCAUUACAUUCGCCUCUAAUGUCCGUAACGAAUGCCAUCUCAGGUAUGGUUGGUGUUGGUGGCCUCUUCGUAAUGGGUGGUGGUUAUCUUCCCGGCACUGUACCCCAAGUUCUGGGCGCAGCAUCGGUCUUACUUGCCAGCGUCAAUGUUGCCGGCGGAUUCGUAAUUACCAAACGUAUGUUGGACAUGUUCAAACGUAAAACCGAUCCGCCAGAAUAUGCUUGGCUCUAUGGAGUUCCGGCCAUCCUCUUUGCCGGAGGAUUUUUGACGGCAGCGAGUACUGGAAUGUCUGGACUUGUACAGGCUGGAUACCUUACUAGUAGUGUUCUCUGUAUCAGUUCGCUUUCGGGACUUGCAUCGCAGGCCACCGCUCGUCAGGGAAACAUCCUCGGUAUGCUAGGUGUUAGUUCGGGUAUCUUAGCCUCGCUGGCUGCUGUCGGAUUCUCUCCAGAGCUUCUAGUACAGUUUGCGGCAGUGUCUGCAAUAGGCGGAUCCGUUGGUACCGUGAUUGGGCGGCGCAUAACCGCGAUCGAGCUACCUCAGAUGGUAGCCGCAUUGCAUUCGGUAGUUGGGCUCGCUGCGGUUCUCACGAGUAUAGCGAGCGUGCUUGCGGAUGUCGGACACGCCUCCACUCUUCAUCUGGUCACUGCUUAUUUGGGAGUGCUUAUUGGUGGCGUCACUUUUACCGGAUCAAUUGUUGCGUUUUUGAAGCUGGCAGGUCGCAUGUCCUCAAGGCCACUUAUGUUUCCUGGGCGACAUAUUUUGAACAGCUCUCUUUUGGGUGCCAAUAUUGUGUCCAUGGGUGCAUUUGUGACCAUGGCACCAUCAGUUCCAAUGAUCGCCGCAGGGUUCCUUGGAGCAAAUACGAUUUUGUCUUUCAUCAAGGGCUUCACAACUACCGCUGCUAUUGGGGGAGCUGAUAUGCCUGUUGUUAUUACGGUACUCAACGCAUACUCCGGCUUCGCUCUCGUAGCUGAAGGUUUCAUGUUGGACAAUUCGUUGCUGACGACUAUCGGCGCACUUAUCGGCGUGAGCGGCUCCAUUCUGUCGUACAUCAUGUGUGUUGCAAUGAACAGAACCCUCACGAAUGUCUUGUUCGGUGGAAUUGGAUCGUCAGCAGUACAGUCUGACUAUAAGAUCGAAGGGGUAAUCUCAAAGACAUCAGUCGAUGAAACUGUAGAUGCACUGGCCAAUGCAGAGAACGUCAUCUUGGUUGUGGGCUACGGUAUGGCGGUGGCGAAGGCACAAUAUGCCAUUUCGGACGUCGUCUCAAUGCUGAGAUCGAAGGGCAUUAAAGUUCGCUUUGCUAUCCACCCGGUUGCGGGAAGAAUGCCUGGUCAGUGUAAUGUGCUACUCGCGGAAGCAUCCGUACCAUAUGACAGUACGCCACUGGUUUUUGCUCAUUGA
Messenger RNA from Fibroporia radiculosa, 2871 nucleotides. RefSeq lists its product as uncharacterized. Lineage: Eukaryota; Fungi; Basidiomycota; Agaricomycetes; Polyporales; Fibroporiaceae. Gene Ontology annotation, molecular function: NAD binding; NADP binding. Bases 1 to 2871 code for a protein of 956 amino acids. Gene Ontology annotation, cellular component: mitochondrial inner membrane. Gene Ontology annotation, biological process: NADPH regeneration. The transcript has 17 exons. The record is from RefSeq and is a predicted model, not a curated record.